UGCAAAAUUUGCACAAUAAAAAAGAUGCAUAGAAUUUUUAGCAAUGGCAUCUUUAAUAAACAAAAUUUUAAUAUAAAUGCUUAUAUAAAGAAAUCUAUGUACUUAAAAUAUGUAUUUUUUAUUUAUUUGAAAAAGUUAUUUGUACAUGGAUACUGUUGCUGUGUUUGAAUUUUCCCGCGCGCUCGUCCAGUACAGAGGACGCUGCUGUAUCAAUUUGCUUCUGCGCGUCGCUUAGUUAGAAAAGUGCAGACGCCGUGUACACAUCAUUUCGUGUUCGGUAGUGUAUGAAAUAUGUAUAUUAGUGGCGCCCCGUAUUUAUACGCGAAGUUUCAAAUCCCACGUGUUCUUUAAUUACUUAUGCACAUACAUACAUUACCAAUUAAUUGGUAUUAAUAGGAUAUAAGUGCAUUAAAAAUAAUUUGUGAGAAAUAAACAGAACGCACAAAGAUAAAAUAAAUGAAACAGAUAAAAUUAUAUUAUUUGAAUUGUUUUUAGUAUUGAUAAAUAAUCCAUAAUGGAUCUUCAAAAUAAUUUAGAUACAUUUACAUGUGCUUUUCGUGAAGCUGUUAGAUCUUGUAAAUCAGACACCGCUACGUUGGAUAGUACAUUUAGAAAAUUGCUAACCUCUGCUGGAAAGUAUAAGAAAGAAAUACUUAUAUCUUUUUUUGAUAACUUUAAUGAUACACCAUUUAAUUUUGAAAAUAAAAUUGAUAAUGUUACAUUGUUGGAAUUCUUUCAACAAAUUGUUGAUGAUAUUUUAUUAGUGAAAAUAUUGAGUCCUGUUGAUUAUAAGGUGCUUACAAAGAUAACAUAUUUUUAUCCUACCAUCGUUGAAAAGAAAAUUGAUAAUAUUCUAUAUAAAUUGUAUUUACAAGAAACAACGAUAGAACGUAAUGAUCUGUUCAUUGGUAUUUUGGAUGCCAGCAUUUUAUUAAGACAAGAAGAUAAAUUAAUUUCACAAGUUGUAACAACUUUGAAAGCAGUCAUUGCUAGUGAAAAUGAAUUAGAAGAAUCAGAUUUGUCGGUAAAAUCAUUUCUUCCAUUUGAAUUUACAAAUAAAUUUACCAAAUCGAUCUCUUCGUUUACAAACUCGCAUGUUUUGACAAUAUUAAAAACUUUGAUAGAUAAUUUAAACAGAUGUUGCCUGGCAUCAUUGAAAUGUAAUACAACUGGUAAUUGUACGAUAUUGUUAAAAGCUGUGACAGAAUUAUUAAUUGGAUGUUUAAACGGUGUGUGUAUCAUUGGGAAUACAUCGACUUUGGCGUAUCAACAAGAAUUCAUAAAUGUUUUAAAUGAAUUAGGAAAAGAUCUAUCACGUUUAAUAAAAAAAGCUUUGCAUGUAAAUCAUAAUGCUAAUAUUAUUGCUGUUUUAUUAUCUGUUAUAUUGUCAUGGAGCGAAAUUCAAAAUAUGACAAGAUAUUAUUUACCAAAUAUUCACAAGGAUGAAUUAAUAUUUCCUAUUUCGGAUGAUCACUGGCAACAACUGAUUCAACGAAUAACUAAUUUCGGUGAAGAGGAAUGCAUAAAUAACAUGAACAAGCUUAUAAUACAUCGUAUCAAAUAUUACGGCACAGUUGAUUCUACCAUCAAAUUAGAUACCUUAAUAAAUGGUUUAAAAUAUUUUUGGAGUUUCAUAUUGAAAUAUAAUUCAGAAAUAAUUUCAUUAUUAAAUGAUAAAGAACUUUCUGAAUUGGUUUCAUUACUUGUGGAGGAUAUGACGUUAAAUGAAUGUAAAUUUAAUGAAUGGUUAGAAAUAAUAAGAAAUGAUCAUUUGCAAGAAAACAAACGAUUUGUAAUAUAUCUUUUAUGCCAUAUUCUUGUACAAAUGGGAAUGAUACCAAAAAAAGGUGUAACCAAAUCUAUUUCGCAGCAUGUAGACACAAAAGUAGUACUGUCUACAGAAGUUUUAGGAAAAAAGAAAAUAAAGAAGAUUUUAGAAACCGUCAAAGUAGAGAUACUUCAAUCUCAAUGGGAACAAAUGAAAAGUACAGAAAUUGCUAAAAUUAAAUUGUAUCUAAAUAUUCUUGUUAAUAUGCCAAUAGCAUAUUUUAAAGCUAAUGUUAGAGCUUUAUUAUUUAUGAUUAUAUUUACUGUCAACAAAGAAUGCACGAAAAGCGAAGAUGUAACAACUUUAUGCAACAAAAUAUUUCUCAAACUUUUUCAAACUACUGGUCUUGACAUUUUACAAUAUAUAGAUCCUGUAUCAAUAAUACAUCAAUUAUCUCAAUCUAAAGCUUUUGAAAAAGCGUUAGAACAAUCACUACGAAAUAUUAAAUCUUAUGAGAUUUUAAAAACAUUAAUAAAUUCAUCAUCUAUUAAUAAGGAAACUAUGUAUAUACUUUUACAAUGCAUAGAAAAUAUAAGACAGAAAUUAGACGCCGAUCAGAAAUCUAUUUUUAAAAAAGCAGAACAUAAACUAUGUAAGAAAUUGUUGAACACAUUACCAACACUUAUUGAACUUCCUUAUGAUGUAAAGUGUUUAACAUUGAUAUUAAAAAUGAAUGCCUUAAAUAAGGAAACCGAGAGUAAUUUAAAAGAACGUAUAGAAUUAACAGUAAAUAAAAUAUUCACGUCAACACAAGAAGCACAUUCUAAUGAGUUAUUAGAAACAGGAUUACAAUUGGCAGCUAUAAUAUUUCGAAAUUAUCAAGAAUUUCAAAUUUCUUCAGAAAUUAGAACACAAAUAUGGUCUUUAAUGUUAAAUUAUCCUUGUGAGGAUUUACUUCCACCUCUGAUAGAAUCUACCGAAGUUGGACAAUUGAAAAAAAUUCUAUAUUUGAUGCAAGCUAUAAUGAUAGAAGAAUUACCUAAAUCAAAUAGUAACAAGUUAGAAAAUAUUUUUAGUGUUUUGAAUGCUUUAUUGAAAUCAGAUAUGUCAACACAACGUAAUAAUCUUCGUACAGCAACUAUUGAAAAUUUAUUUAAAAACAUUCAAGUUGUAAACGUAUCAGAACAACAUUGGCCAAAAUUAUUAGAAUCACUUCAGAAUAUACUCAUUUCUAAACAUUUAUAUGUAUCUGAUAAUAUUAUUGAUCUUAGUAUGAAUAUUGCAUUACAAGCCUUAGAAAAAAGAAAUCUUUCAAUAUGCAACAAUGUUUUAAUAUUAUCUGGAAUUUUAGUUAAAGUUAAAAUAGACAUAAUAGUAGAUAGAUUACCAGUAUUGCUAAUUUUAUUUAGACGUUUGAUUACUAUUAUCAUUCAAUUGUCGAAAACUGUUGAUAAAGCUCAAGAUCAUUUUUGUCGAUGUCUCUUACUUGAUAUUGAAAAAUUUACAACAUGUUUGGUAAAACAUAAAAAAGAUCUAAUGCGUAUAAGUCCAUAUGUCAUAAGUGAUUUGAUUCGACUAUUGUCAGAAGGAGGUUUAAAACCUUUUAUAAAGAUAUCUUUGGAAAAUACAAUAGCUACGUUAUUCAGUAUUUGCGAUCAACAUGGCAUUGCUUUAUUAUCUCGUACGCUUCCAACGAAUCUACAAGAACUUUUCAAAACUCAAUUUGAUAAUUAUAAUAAAUUUCAUAAAUUUCUUGGAAAGAUAUGAA
Messenger RNA from Polistes dominula (European paper wasp), 3536 nucleotides. RefSeq lists its product as uncharacterized. The record is from RefSeq and is a predicted model, not a curated record. Lineage: Eukaryota; Metazoa; Arthropoda; Insecta; Hymenoptera; Vespidae.